Molecule: messenger RNA, 2353 nt
Organism: Prorocentrum cordatum
Lineage: Eukaryota; Dinophyceae; Prorocentrales; Prorocentraceae
Source: the annotation of a GenBank genome assembly
AUGGCGAGGAAGGGCGAUUUCACGGUCUGCUCAUGUGGCAAUUGGGCAUUCAAUUUCCGUAUCCAGCGCAACGAUGGCAUGUGCGCGAAGUGCGGGGCCUCGAUGGAUCUUUACCAGAGAGCACCUCCGUGGCGUUCGAAGAGGCAGAGUUCUUGGUAUCAAUACAGAGCGACGGAGACGACCACGGCCCCCACGAAGGUCGACCCAGCAGCUCUCCUCGAGCAGCUGGCCUCUCUUCCCCAGUUCACCAAAGAGGUCAACACGUUUCGUCAGGCGCAAGAGAAGUACAAGGAGAGCCAGGCGGUGCAGGCGUCUCCCCAAGAGUGCUACACGAGGCCGGCGAAAGAACUCAAGUGGAAGGCGGAUGCUCUCGAGAGAGCCUCCAAGGCAAAGUUGGACGCGGAGCACAAGCUGGAGGUCGCCAGGGAGACCACGAAGUUCGCGGCAUUGGAGCACGCCAGAGCCAAGAAGGAGCACGCGGACGCAGUGGCUCGAGUCGCGGCGGAGGCCAACAUCCAGCAUGUCCCGCAGGGCUACACUUCAGACGGCAAAAGAGUCGUCUUCGCGGUGGAUGACACGCUCUUCCAGGACAUCGGCGCUUUUGAUGAAGAAGAGCAGCGAGUCUUGCGGGCCCUUGAGGCCACGAUUAAGGAGAAGUGCGAGCAGGUGGCGGCCAUCCAGCAAGCAGUUCACGAACAGUUCGCAAAGGUCAAGGAUAUUCGCUCUGGAGCAACCAAGAGACAGCGCACUGGAGAACAAGGUCAAUCGGCAGUGGGUACUGGAGGCACCACGGAGUACGACUCGACGCCAGAGGACCAGCGAGGGGAUGCCAAGAGUCCCGUGCAGCCGAACGAGGACACUCCCGACCUCCUGGCGGCAGCGGAAGCGGACCGAGCAGCGGCGUUGGAGGUUGAGCGCAAACGGAUCGCGAGCAAUGCCAAGGCUGGCGGCAAAGGGCACAAGUUUCGUGGUCCGAACGAGAAGACGCUGAUUAGGUUGGCGUCCUUCCUCAGCCUGGUGAAGGAGCCCUGGUUGGUGAUGGGCGACUGGAAUAUGCAUCCAUCGGAGUGGUCUAAGACAACCUGGCUGGAGAAGCUGGAUGCACUGGUCAUCAUUCCCUCCAAUGGCGAAGUUGCGUGCAAUAGGGGCCGAGGCACGCUCGUCGACUACGCGAUUGCGAAGCGUGGGAUUUCUUCUACCAUGAAGCUAUCAAUCGUGCCUGAGGUGCCAUGGAAGACCCAUGCAGGCAUGGUCUUAGAGGUCAUGUACGCGAAGGUGGGUUGGUGGCACAGAGCGUUGGACAUUGCGAAGGAGCUUCCCACGGUGAAGAGACCCACCCUUUUGCCCGACCCAGAGAGCAAGAGACAGAGGAACCCGGCGGAAGCUCGAGCACACAGACAGCAGCAACUGGACGAUCAUUUGCAGGAGGCGUUUGGCAACAUGCAGCAUCAGCAUGAGGACAGCAUCGAGGAGGGGAGCGUCCCAUUCAGCAUAUCCCACGAGGUUUGGGAGCAGGCGCGGAUGCUAGAGAAGACACAGGACUCAUGCCUGGAAGAAAAUCGGGAACUCACCCCGCAUUUCCUCCCGGACAGGGACAUACCAGCCAGGGGCAGGCUGGCAUCGAGCUGCGCUAGCUGGGCGACAACGCUUGAGGAGGCCACCAUCAUCACACACAAGCCCGAGCAGCAGGAGGCCGACAAGGUCAGGGGCAGAGCCAAGGGCUUCGCGUUCAGGUGGGAGCGGACACGCGCUACUCCCGACCGCCCCCAUCUACGAGACCCAGUGGCUGAGUGGUGGAAUAUAUGCAGUACUCUGGUCAUUCGAGCUGGAGUAUUACGGCAGUCACAACGAAAUUCCGAUUUACAGGCGGUCUGCAGCAAGAUCGAAGACUUUCUGAGCAUCAAUUACGCCACGGGCAUGUUUACGAUUUUCCACGACGAGGAUAAGUUCAAGUGCUGGUUGGGGAUGGUGACCAUGAUUUCAGAGUUAGAUGACACGGACUUCUCGGACUUGCAGCAGAUGACAAAUCAGUUCCUCAGCAGAGCGAUUGGGCGAUCCCUAUCGAAGGCGAACAAGAGCUUCCAGCAGUGGGUGACCCGCAUGUGGAAAUCUACUCCAGGAGUUAUCCACAGGUAUACGCGAGGUGUGCUGGACAAGGACAGCGAGCUGAUCACGGCGGACCACGUAUACCAGGCGGCAUCCAGCAUGAACGCGAAUAAAUCGAAGGGUAUUGAUGCAAUGGGUCCAGUGGAGGUACAGCGACUACCACUAUCGGGUGCACAUCAGCUGGGGCGGCUGCUCAAUGAGGUCGAGGAGAUUGAGAUGUGGCCACCACAGGUCAACCUCGUCAUUG